This is a messenger RNA of Schistocerca piceifrons (Central American locust), 1055 nucleotides long. RefSeq lists its product as uncharacterized. The transcript has 5 exons. The record is from RefSeq and is a predicted model, not a curated record. NCBI's taxonomy places the organism in Eukaryota, Metazoa, Arthropoda, Insecta, Orthoptera, Acrididae. Bases 165 to 1055 code for a protein of 296 amino acids.
CUCUUGAGUUGGAUGUUGGUUAGUGAAUUGGUUGACAUGAAUUGAAUGUUUCAGGCUGCUAUUGGAAGAAUUUGUGCUGGUUUACUGCUUCUUACAGAUUACUGGAUGGGUCCGGUGCUAUUUUUCUUGCAAGGUUCCCUGCAUGUUACCUGCGUUGGCCAAUCAUGAUACGUUUCGUUUGUGACGUCACACGCGGAAAGCUUGAGCUGGAAGCCUUUGUUCAUAGUUCCUUUUCUGCUGUUGUGAGGGAAGAACAGUGUCUGUACGCAGUGAAAAGCCCAAAUUAUUACAAUAAACACUUGCGUGCAGAAGCACUCGAAAGAGUUGCAAGUGCCGUGUGUGUUGUUCGACCGUACACGACGAGCAAGGAGUGCUACAGUAAAAUGCACAAUCUACGAACUCAGUUUAAAGUGGAGCACGCCAAAGUAAAAUCAACGAAAAGCAGUGGCGCUGGGAUGAACGACAUAUACAAACCAUCUUUAUGGUAUUACGAGAAGUUAAUGUUUUUGGCGGAUCAUUGUUUACCACGAAAAAGUACAGCCAUAGGCCUGACUCAACAUUCAACGACUGAGGACAAUGAAAGUGAAGAGACAUGCAGUCUCUCUUCUCAAAGUAUGGAUAUACAACCAUCACCACAUCAAAACAUCGAAGGCUGUUAUAGUCUUGAUGUGGAUGUGCUGAACGAUGUAUGCAUUGGGGAACAAUGUGAAGAAGCAGCAGCAACAUCACCACCACCACCACCACCACCACCACCACCACCACCUACCCAUGCCACUCAAAGCAGCGAUGGAAGAAGAAAGAGGCCUGGUGAUGGGUACAUGAGUGCUGUUGAGGUCAUAGCUAAUAAAAUGUGUGCCAGCCAAGACCGCCAACAACCUUCGGCAGAGCUGACUAUGGAUAGCUGCAUGAUAUUCAUUGGUAACCUUGCAAAGGAAAUCAAGAGCAGUGAAAUCAAAAUGCAGUUAAUAAGAGACCUUGUUAAUGUAACAACAGAGGCAAAACUUAAAGAUCUGCAGAUGCAAAUGCAGAACUCGAGUGACAGUGAAAUUGUGUAA